GCUUUAAUCGCAUGCUUAUAUCGAUGUCGGUUGGGCUUUAUCUGCCUCAGUAUCAUUUUCUUAAGAAUCAUAUCAUCCGCGUUAAGAGUGAACUUUUAUCAGAUCAUGGAAAGGCAGGCGGCGACACUACCAAUCUAGAUAUGAAGGGGGUGCGCGCUAGCGAGACGGCCUCCAACGCCGGAUCAGCUUAUUAUUCUUGCAACUAUCACAAGCCAUUUGCCACGUUAGGGGCCCUAUUCGUUUAGCUAUCAACUAGCAAGCCAGGUACCGGUUGAAGAGGUAAAUACAUCAAGAUGAUAUUUCGUUGCCGUGUCCCGCAAUGAUAUACUAGGGCAAUCCAUCCGCAAGGCUCUUAAAAUAGCCUUGGGCUACUUCAAGCACGACUCAAGCUAAGAUGAGCUCUUUAAAUAACGAGCUUUUGCCUACAUCAGAUGAGCUGCUCGAUAGGGCGAGGAAACUACUAAAGCUAAUUGAUUCCUGGGUCAAGUAUCGAAUAUAUACUCCACUAGAGGAACUUGUCGGUGGCAUUCAUCAUAUCCAUCAAAUGAGAGAUAUUCGUGCUCUCAUCGAUAUCAUACCUAAUUGUAGCGAUACCAGCUCGAGUUGGAAGGCCCAUUUUCUGAACAUGAUAAGGUCGCAAGGUAUCGGGAAGCAGCUAUGUUUCUUUACCGUGUGGCAAAGAAGAUUCCUUUGACCCGGAUAAUGCAGCUUGUGGUCAUCCAGUUGUCAGAGGAGGCAUACAGCAGCGACAACAGCUACGACAGGGCUUUAGGCGCCGUAUUACUCAAACGCAAAGAUUCAUGCCAAGAUUCAACUUCUUUAUUGCUACGAGCAGAGUAACUAUGUCUACUGGACCGUUACCUAGAGUUUUACGUUCCAGCACGGACACUUAUUGGCUCCUUGAUGAUUUCAUGCUUAGAUAGUAUUAGUUAAGUAGGGAUAAGAAAGUUCACACGCCAAGAUGCCAUGAGAAAUUGGAACCCC
Hypoxylon fragiforme is the source of this 984-nucleotide messenger RNA. RefSeq lists its product as uncharacterized. Lineage: Eukaryota; Fungi; Ascomycota; Sordariomycetes; Xylariales; Hypoxylaceae. The coding region runs from base 395 to 694 and encodes 99 amino acids. The transcript is spliced from 4 exons. The record is from RefSeq and is a predicted model, not a curated record.